Molecule: messenger RNA, 2819 nt
Organism: Tetranychus urticae (two-spotted spider mite)
Lineage: Eukaryota; Metazoa; Arthropoda; Arachnida; Trombidiformes; Tetranychidae
Product: pancreatic triacylglycerol lipase
Biological process (GO): lipid catabolic process
Molecular function (GO): lipase activity; protein binding
Source: RefSeq, a predicted model, not a curated record
UCCACUCUGGUUAAUGUUACUCCCAGAGCCUCCUUAAUUUGCUACUCACUUUGCAAUUCAUUUUCAUCCACAUUCAACAUCAGCUAUUAGUGUUAGUUGAUCCGCUGCCAAUGUGUUUCCAGUUUAUACACAUUUCAUUAAAACGCUCAUUUUUCCAAUACAUUUUUAUAUUUUGAUCAUUUUUACAAUUUUGUUAUUUUUCCAUUUUCGGAUUUCGCCAUCAUUACAAUGGUGCAAUUUCAUUUGUUCAGUCUCUUCAUUUUAACCGUUAGCCAGUCCACUUUCGGCCAGCAUUCAAACAAUUCAAGCUCUUCCGAUAAAUGUUAUGGAGCUCUUGGUUGCUUUGGAACGAGAGAUUUUAGUGAUUUGAAUGGACAACCAAUUACUUUCGCUCCUCAAAGUCCGGAAGAGAUCAACAUUACAUUUAAAUUGUUUACACCUGAAAAUCCUUACAGUUCAAUCGAUUUCAAAUAUAACCUCGAGCAAUUUCAGUUGAAUAAUUCACCGUUCGAUGCUCGGAAAAAGGUCAAAUUUAUAAUCCACGGAUUUACAAGUUCUUUCGAUGAAAUGGAUUGGAUGGGGAAAUUGAAAGAUCUAAUUCUCGAAGGCCAACCUAAUCAAUACAAUGUUUUUGGUGUCGAUUGGUCAAAUGGAGCUAAAACAAUCAACUAUUUUCAAGCUGUGGCCAAUACUCGCGUUGUUGGUGCUGCACUUGCUCAUUUUAUUAAAAAAUUGAAUCAAAUUUCGGGCCUGAAAUUUUCCAAUGUUCAUCUGAUUGGUCAUAGCUUGGGGGCUCAUGUAUCUGGUUAUGCAGGUGAAAGAAUUCAAAAUCCCAAGAUUGGCCGCAUCACUGGACUUGAUCCAGCAGGACCAAGUUUCUAUUCCAAUGAGUCAUCGCUCCGGCUAGAUCCAUCUGAUGCAAGCUAUGUCGAUGCGAUUCACACUGAUUAUGGAAAUCUCGUAGUUGAAGGACUUGGAAUUGAAGAUGCUUUAGGUGACAUUGAUUUUUAUCCAAAUGGUGGCUAUCGACAACCUGCUUGUGGUAAAACUAAAGGAUUAUUCAAUGUUCUCAAUCAAGGGGUGAUUAAAGGCAUCAGUGAAACAAUUUCAUGCAACCACCAGUUUGCUCCUCGACUGAUGCUCAUCAAUCCCGAACAGUUGACUGAAAAUUGUCAAUUUGUUGGCUAUCAAUGUUCGAAUUACGACGAUUAUGAAAAGGGAAAGUGUACAGAUUGUGGAACGGAUGGAAAGAAAUGUGCUGUUCUAUCAAUUUUUGGUGAAACUGAUCGUGGUUCAGGCCAAGCUUUUCAAGAACAAAAGCAAACCCGAUUCAGAGAUGCAGCCUUUAAAAAGUAUUACUACAAAACUGGUGCCCAAUCUCCAUAUUGCUUACAUCAUUAUGGAAUCGAGAUUCAUUUGGCCAACAAUUCAGAGUCAGGCACUGGAUCAUUUACUUUGGAUCUUGAAGGUUCUAAGAGGAAGGCUGAUGGAAUCAAAGUUAGCGAAACAUUUUCAAGCUUUAAACCUGGUCAAACUUAUACCUUUCUAGUAACUUAUGAAAAAAGUUUGGGUUCAUUAAGGAAAGCUGUCAUGAAAUGGACUUUCAAAGGCAUUGAUGUAUUGAAUCCCUUGAAACUCAUCUCUAGUCCUAAAAUGAUAAUCGAUCGACUGGCAAUAAAAUAUAUGAGCAACAUUGAUCCAAGACUUCGAGAAGAAGAGUCGUCAAUUCUGUGCCCAGAGCAAUCGGACACAGUCUCCAAUGGCAAACAAAUCAACUUCGUUCCCUGUCGUGGUGGCCAAGGCUCUGGAAACUCAAUUUCUAGGUUAAAUAAUGGACAAAAAAACCAGAGUCAACAUCAGGGAAAUAACGCAGGAACUUGGUCUAACAGCCAAAAGCGGCCUCAAUCAAAUGGUUACACUACUCCAGGUUAUUCAACUCCUCGAUAUCAAACAAGCACAAGCCACCCUAAUGGUGGAGAUCAUCGAAUCACUUCAAAUUAUUCCUCAUCAUCCAAUAAUCGUCGACCAAGUUAUUCAACUUCCCUCUAUCAAACAACACCAAGUUAUAAUGACUCAUCAAUCCGACCAAGUACAUCUCGCUAUCAACCAGUGGCCAACUAUCACACACCGUCCAGUUACCAUGCUUCUUUCAACCAACGGCCUUUUUCAUCCUCUUCACCCUCAUCACUGUAUUCACCACUGAACACAUGGAAUCGUAGACCGGCGAGUCCAUCACUUUGGACUCAAGAUGAACCACUCAGAUCCCGAUUUCGUCCUCACCGUGACCAAAUUCGACCAUUUUUUUAUUCUAGCUUGACAAAAAGCUCUUCAGAUCCACGAGUCAAACUUCAUUUGGGUGACAAUGUUGGUGAAAUUUACCGUAAUUUAGGAGAAAGUUCAUUCUUUACAUCAGAUUCAAGCAAGAUUUUGCCUUCAAGAACAAAUCAAAAGUUUGAAGAAAUGUUCAAAACCUCAACACCAAGUCUUUUCUUGUCUAGUGAUUUGCAUGUGGACGGAUCUGUUGAUUCAAUUGUCAUCGCUAGCAAUAGUCGAUCACCUGGAAGCUGGCGUGAUGUUCCUGAUCGUAGGUUUGGAGAGUUCCGGAAUAAAUCAGCACGAUUAGUAUCUAGACAAAGAUCUCAGACAAAUGGUAAAGUUUUAAACUUUGACGGAUCAACUGCAGAAUCAGAUGAAAUGCGACAAAAGUAAAAGGUUUUAAAUUUCCUAUUCCAUUUCUCCUUGACAUAAAAUGUUCCUUGAUUUAUAUAUUUUUAAAUAUUUCAUCUCUUUUGUAAGAUUAAAACCAAUUGCUUCUUCAA